AAGAUCUCCCCUAUAUUUAAGUAUAUCGUUCUAAGGAUAACAAGAUCUCCCUAAUAAAUGUGCCUAUUUACAAUCUUAAUCUAUUACAUUUAUUCUGACCAAAAAGAACACAAAAAAAAAACAGGUCACUUUUUCUUUGUUCAAAAAAUGGAGUUUGAGUUUGAUGAUCAAACCCUCUUCCAUUAUAGUCUUAUCACUCUCUACCUCGUCGGACCACCCACCUUCAUCUCCCUCCACUUCCUCCAAGCCCCCUACGGAAAGCACCGCCGUCCCGGAUGGGGUCCCACCAUACCGGCUCCACUUGCCUGGUUCCUCAUGGAAAGUCCCACUCUCUGGCUCACCUUUCUCCUCUUCCCCUUCGGAAUCCACACCUCCAAUCCCAAAUCCAUCUUCCUCAUCUCAUUCUUCCUUCUCCACUACUUCAACCGAACCGUAUUAUUCCCUCUCCGCCUCCUUCGCCAGAAAACCGCCGGCGAUUUUCCCCUCACGAUAGCCGCCACGGCUUUCGGAUUCAACCUCUUGAACGGUUACUUGCAGGCUAGAUCGGUGUCUCAUUACAGCGAUUACGACGGAGAUGAGUGGUUCUGGUGGAGAUUCGUGGUUGGAGCUGUGGUUUUCUUGGCCGGAAUGGCGAUUAAUGUCGGGUCGGAUCGGGUUUUGGUCCGAUUAAAGGAAGGUGGUGGAGGGUAUAAGGUUCCGAGAGGAGGUUGGUUUGAGAGAGUGAGUUGUCCUAAUUAUUUUGGAGAGUGUGUUGAGUGGUUGGGCUGGGCCAUUAUGACGUGGUCUUGGGCUGGAUUGGGCUUUUUUCUUUACACGUGUGCUAACUUGGUGCCUAGAGCACGUGCCAACCAUAACUGGUAUUUGGACAAGUUUGGGGAAGAUUAUCCCAAAUCUAGAAAAGCUGUUCUACCUUUUCUGUAUUGAUUAUGAUCAAUUAUAUGCUCUUUGUAUUGAGUUAUUUUUUUUCCACGAAUAUUUUUUUGAGUAAUUGAAUAUGGUGAAAUUGAUUGGAUCACCUUCGGUUU
This is a messenger RNA of Cannabis sativa, 1025 nucleotides long. RefSeq names its product steroid 5-alpha-reductase DET2. Gene Ontology annotation, cellular component: membrane. Lineage: Eukaryota; Viridiplantae; Streptophyta; Magnoliopsida; Rosales; Cannabaceae. The transcript has a single exon. The record is from RefSeq and is a predicted model, not a curated record. Bases 58 to 924 code for a protein of 288 amino acids. Gene Ontology annotation, biological process: brassinosteroid biosynthetic process. Gene Ontology annotation, molecular function: 3-oxo-5-alpha-steroid 4-dehydrogenase activity.